Messenger RNA from Oncorhynchus masou masou (cherry salmon), 4097 nucleotides. RefSeq names its product kelch-like protein 4. The coding region runs from base 934 to 3108 and encodes 724 amino acids. The transcript is spliced from 11 exons. Gene Ontology annotation, molecular function: protein binding. The record is from RefSeq and is a predicted model, not a curated record. Lineage: Eukaryota; Metazoa; Chordata; Actinopteri; Salmoniformes; Salmonidae.
CUUGAGACGGAGGAGAUAGUGAGGGUUGAGGUGAGGGACCCUGCUACUAAAGACAGAGGAGACAGUGAGGGUUGAGGUGAGGGACCCUGCUACUUGAGACAGAGGAUAUAGUGCUGUCGUUCUUUUCUUCCCUUCCUCAAAGAAGAGACGAUUUACUUGGUUAAGCUGUGACCUCAUCAUGCUGUACGCAUGAUACCCCACCCACUUCUCCCUCUCUCCCUCCCUUUGGUGAGGGGCUGGGGCUGCCUACUCCAACAUUAAACAUUUCUGUUUCGGGUUCCUGUGUGUUGCGUGAGCAGUGAGGACACAAAGCGAGCAAGACCCGAGAAGAGAGAGAGAGAGAGAGAGAGAGAGAGAGAGAGAGAGAGAGAGAGAGAGAGAGAGAGAGAGAGAGCGUGUAUCAUCGUGCAUGUGUAUUAACUUAGCUAACAGGCAGCAGCAGGAGCAGCAACAGCUGAGAGAUAUAUAGAGAGAAAGACAGAGACAGAGAGAGAGAGAGAGCGCGAGAGGAUGGAAGUAGGAGGAAAAUAAGACCAGGCACAAGGAAACAAAAGCUGCAGAGAGAGGGAGAGAGACUGUUCCCAUCUUGCCCUCCACUAAAAGAACAACGGAGGAGGAGGAGGAGGAAGAAGACAAAAGGAGGAGGAGGGUGGCGUACAGUACUGAACAUACUGGAACUGAAUUCCUUGGCUCUUGUUCUUUACCCUCCAUGUUUUAGGGGGAUUCUACACUAGUGCAUUUGACUGCCUUCUUCUUCAUCUUUGAAAAGAAAAAAAGAAAGAAAUAGAGAAAGGGAGAAAGAAAGGAAUAAAGAGAGAAAGAUAGAGAGAAAGAAAGAUAGAGAGAAAGAUAGAGAGAAAGAAAGAAGGAGAGAAAGAAAGAAAGAAAGAAAGAAAGAAAGAAAGAAAGAAAGAAAGAAAGAAAGAGAGGAGGAUGUCGGGAAAGAAGGAGUUUGAUAUGAAACAGAUCCUCAGGCUACGUUGGCGCUGGUUUAGUCAUUCAUCCCAGAGUUCUGCCGGUGGAGGAGGAGGAGGAGGAGGAGGUGGAGGAGGAGGAGGAUACCUCCAGGAGAGCUUUGAUCACAGAGGGACCCCAGUCCAGGGCAGGCUGAAGAAUCACUCCCGGGACAGAGGUGGCAGUGGAGGGGGACUCCGGAAGCAGAACAGCAACAGUCCGGUCCAUAGUAUCCUGGCCCCCACGCCUGUCUAUGUCAGAGCCAGUAAUCAAUCAUGGCAACAGCAGAAUAUUAUUCAGCACCUGCAGCAGCAGGGUGGCCACGAGCUGCCUAAGAACAGCAGCUCACCUAACAACACCAGGAAGGAGGACUGCUCCAAGAGCAGCCAGGAGAAUGUGAAGAGUGUUGAAGAAUCCUUAGAGGCGGAUGCAAGAGACAGGAUGUGCUCCAACGGCUCGGAUGAGUUCUUCCAGGCUACAAACCAUGCGGAACAGACCUUUCGCAAGAUGGAGACCUAUCUUCAGCACAAGCAGCUGUGUGAUGUCGUCUUGAUAGCAGGAGAUCAUAAGUUCUCGGCUCACAGGUUGGUCCUCAGUGCAGUAUCUGACUACUUUGCUGCCAUGUUCACCAGCGACGUGAGAGAGGCCAAACAGGAGGAGAUCAAGAUGGAGGGGGUGGAUCCAGAAGCCUUGAGAUCUCUGGUCCACUUUGCCUACACUGGUGUCCUUGAAUUGAAGGAGGAGACCAUAGAGAGUCUAUUGGCUGCAGCCUGCCUUCUGCAGCUCUCACAAGUCAUUGAGGUCUGCUGUAACUUCCUCAUGAAACAACUCCAUCCAUCUAACUGCCUGGGGAUACGCUCCUUCGCUGACGCCCAGGGAUGCAUGGAUCUGCUCAACAUGGCCCACAACUACACUAUGGAGCACUUCCCAGAGGUGAUUCAGAACCAGGAGUUUCUGCUGCUUCCUACGGCUGAGAUCGUCAAACUCUUGGCCAGUGACGACAUAAACAUACCAGAUGAGGAGACCGUUUUCCAGGCUCUGAUGAUGUGGGUGCGGUUCGACGUUCAGCAUCGCCAGCAGGACAUUGGGGUGCUCCUGGCCGAAAUCCGCCUGCCUCUUCUACCUCCACAGGUACUCCUAGCUGACCUGGAGAACAACACCAUGUUCUCAGAUGACCUGGAAUGCCAGAAGCUUCUAAUGGAAGCCAUGAAGUACCAUCUGCUGCCAGAGCGUCGCCUCAUGUUCCAGAGCCCCAGGACCAAACCCAGGAAGUCCACUGUAGGAGUACUCUACGCUGUGGGAGGCAUGGACGCUACCAAGGGAUCUACGACCAUGGAGAAGUAUGACCUGCGGACCAACACGUGGAUCCAGGUGGGGGUGAUGAACGGCCGGAGGCUGCAGUUCGGGGUGGCAGUGAUCGACGACAAGCUGUACGUGGUGGGGGGCCGAGAUGGGCUGAAGACUUCCAACAUGGUGGAGUGUUACAACCCUUUAAACAAAGUCUGGUCCACCAUGCCUCCUAUGUCUACACACAGACACGGACUCGGUAUAACAGUGUUGGAGGGCCCCAUGUAUGCAGUAGGCGGCCAUGAUGGGUGGAGUUACCUGAACACGGUGGAGAGGUGGGACCCCCAGGACAGACAGUGGAACUAUGUGGCCAGCAUGUCCACCCCACGCAGCACCAUGGGAGUCACCGCACUCAACGGGAAAUUGUUUGCAGUUGGCGGUCGGGAUGGGAGCUCAUGUCUGCGGUCGAUGGAAUGCUUUGAUCCACACACCAACAAGUGGAGUAUGUGUGCCCCCAUGGCGAAGCGGAGAGGAGGGGUGGGUGUGGCCACGUACAACAGCUUCCUCUAUGCUGUGGGUGGUCAUGAUGCCCCGGCGUCCAACCACUGCUCUAGGCUAUCAGACUGUGUGGAGAGGUAUGAUCCCAAAACAGACACAUGGACCACGGUGUCCUCUCUGAGUGUCCCCAGAGAUGCUGUAGGUAUCUGUCUGCUAGGAGACAGGCUAUAUGCUGUCGGAGGAUACGAUGGAACGUCCUACCUGAACAGUGUUGAGUCCUAUGAUGCACAGAACAAUGAAUGGACUGAGGAGGUCAAUCUCAACAUUGGAAGGGCUGGAGCCUGUGUUGUAGUUGUGAGAAUACCUUAAGGACUACAACUCCCAUACAACCCCCUGGAAUGCCACACAGAACACAUGACAUGAUGUCACCACUGAGAAUGUUUUUCCUUCAGUUUUUCUACUGUAAAGACAAACCUGCAUUCCUCACAAACCAAUGUUUCCAUUUAACAGUGAUUUUCAUUGUCCCCUUAAAAGUAUUUUAUCUUUGAUUAUAAGAACGUACUUUACCAUAUCUACAGAUCAAGUAAGUGGUUAGUUGUGGUUAAAAAUAUUAGGAAACUCUGCCACACUCUCCUUGGACUGGUUACUCUGUUAAAAUAAUGAUCAGAAAAUAAUGAUCAGAAAAUAAUGAUCAGACAAUAAUGUUCUCUAUAUGAUACAAUGAAAGAAAUUACAUUUAUUAAUUGAUACUUUUACAUUUAUACAGCAACAUUCUAUAGUUGUCUCAUCACAUAAUAGUUUUUGGGGGAUUUAUACUCCUAUGUAUAUCUCUCUUUUAGCCACCUGAAAAUUAAAUGUACUUUUUCUAUUUUUACUACAUCGCUGUUGCUAAACUGGAUUUCUACUCUUGAACAAAAAGUUUUGAAGAAGGAUCACUGUGAAUAAUACUGAAGAUGAAGAGUUUGCAAAGUGCAAUACCGGGUACGUUCUACCAGAACAAUUUGAGAAAGUUACUCAUGUUGCUCAAGAACAAUAACAAUAUAGUUAUUUUAGAAAGGAAAGAAAUCUAACAAAAUGUUUUCAAAAAGCUACUUUUUUUCUUGGAAGCUGAAUCUGAAUUACACCAAAGUCAUUACCCAGUCUUAGAAAUGUUUUGUACAUGUUUUAAAAAUAUAUACAAAUAUAUCAUAUUGAUAUUUCGCAUUACUACAAAGAUUUUAGUAGGUUUGCUAAAAUUGCAGUCAUCUUUAUAACAUCAUAUCAUGCCUAAACAAAUGCAUUACUGUCAUCUCCAGUGUUUAUUUUAAUAUUUUGGCAUGCUAGUUAAUAUUAAUCUGUAAUUAAACAAUAUUUAUAUU